This is a messenger RNA of Pseudomyrmex gracilis, 2074 nucleotides long. It is a transcript of the gene PICK1, whose product is annotated as PRKCA-binding protein. Gene Ontology annotation, cellular component: synaptic vesicle; postsynaptic early endosome; postsynaptic density. The record is from RefSeq and is a predicted model, not a curated record. Gene Ontology annotation, biological process: positive regulation of receptor internalization; regulation of Arp2/3 complex-mediated actin nucleation; intracellular protein transport. Gene Ontology annotation, molecular function: protein domain specific binding; protein kinase C binding; phospholipid binding. The transcript is spliced from 4 exons. Bases 418 to 1950 code for a protein of 510 amino acids. NCBI's taxonomy places the organism in Eukaryota, Metazoa, Arthropoda, Insecta, Hymenoptera, Formicidae.
UCCUUUCAAUGUCUGUCAUGUUUAACUACACACAUCCAUUUUUGCGUUUGCACUUAAUCCAGCAAACCUGCAAGAACAACAACACAAUUAGACACACAAGGAAUUAUUAACAAUUGCUGAAUACAUAUAUUGGACAGAAGACAUGACCGGUUUAGGCAUGGACUUCGAGGACGAUUUCUUCUUUGAGGAGGACAAAAUGUUGGUUAUAGCGAAAACAUAUGGACAUACUUGAAUCAUUAAUUAGGUGUAAUUUUAUUAAGCCGCAUUAUAUUAUUGUCACGAUACGCUUUUUUUUUUUUUUUGUAUUUUCAACAUGCAUGUGCAAAUGUCACCAGUGCUGGUGUAUGUGUGCGUGUUACAUACCCACAGUACACGUUUUAAAAAUCUGGAUGGACAACUUUGUCAACAAUUUGGACAAUGCAAUUAUCUUACAAAAUUAUUUUGAUCUCUUUAUCACACUCAGCUAGCACCAAGCUGCACCAAUUGGCAAUAAUCUGGAAGAUCGCAUUUAUGUAUGGCAUUAGUUCGAUUUUAUACAUGUCAAUUAUAUUGAUUCGUUUAUUUGUUUUUCCAUUUGGCUUUGCGCUCAAUUUUUUCUCUCUACCAAAUUUUUCAUUUUUUUCUUUCUCUCUCUCUCUCUCUCUCUCUUUAUUGUGCUUUGUCAUGUGGGAAUUUAGACCAAACAUACAAGUGGUCUUGCAAGAUCAAUUUGUACAGCAAGGAUCUACUAACCAAAUGGGAAUGACGAUUACAUCUGGGAACAUAAUAAUACAGAAGGACGCCAAUAAUCUUAUUGGCAUAAGUAUUGGCGGGGGAGCACCUCUCUGCCCGUGUUUGUAUAUUGUACAAAUUUUUGACAAUACACCCGUCGCUCUGGACGGCACUCUUCAAGCUGGCGACGAGCUUGUGGCGGUGAACGGGGCGUCGGUAAGGGGAAAAACCAAGGUUGAAGUUGCAAAGAUGAUACAAUCUUGCGACUCGCAAGUCAGCAUCAAUUACAACAAGUUACACGCCGAUCCGAAACAAGGCCGCACGCUUGAUAUCGCUCUGAAAAAGGUAAAACACAGACUGGUCGAAGGAAUGGGCAACACCACAGCCGACGCGCUCGGACUAUCGCGCGCCAUUCUUUGCAACGACGCCCUUGUUCAGAGACUGAUGGCGUUAAAACGCACAGAGAAUUUCUACAGAGGUCUUGUCGCGCACGCGAAAGCUACAUUGCAUGCUUUUUUUGACCUGACACAAAUUUACAAAGUAUUCGGAGACGCUUUCGCCGCCAUAGGAGUGCGAGAGCCACAGCCACGUGCCAGCGAAGCCUUUCGACAAUUCGGCGAGCAACACAGACAAAUGGAGAAGUUCGGAGUGAUAAUGUUGAAAGCUCUGAAACCGAUAUUGAACGAUCUGGGAACGUAUCUCAACAAGGCCAUACCGGACACGCGAUUGACCAUCAGCAAAUACGCCGACGCGAAGUUUGAGUAUCUGUCGUAUUGUCUGAAGGUGAAGGAACUCGAUGACGAGGAACAAAGUUGCGCCGCUCUGCAAGAACCGCUUUAUCGCGUGGAAACCGGCAACUACGAGUAUCGUCUGAUACUGAGGUGCCGGCAGGAAGCUCGCGCCAGGUUCGCCAAGCUUCGCUCGGACGUGCUGGUGAAGCUCGAGCUGUUGGACAACAAACACGUCCAGGACGUGGUCUGGCAGUUGCACAAAUUCGCGGCAGGGUUGGCCAAGUAUUACGCCAACACGCGAGACAUGUUGUCGGCGGUGACGCUGUUCCCGGUUGAGGUCGAUCUGUCGCAUUCCGCGUUUCAGUACAAAUCUACCGGUCCGCAAACGUUCACCUAUUCGAACGCCGAUGUUGACGAAUUGGAACCGGAGGAGAAACAGCAUAACAUAAAGGAGGAACUUCUCAUCGACACGUCGAAUUUUUCAGAGGAACCAACAAACAACAUAUAGCAAUAAAACUUUGUACAAUUUGUGAUAGCAGGAUCGCUUACGGCAAAUCGGCUGUGGCGAGUCUGCCAUUUCUUCACUUUCUUUCUCUGUAUAAUUUACUUGAAACUUUAUUAGCAUAAACUUA